UAUUCUCUUACAAACCCACCUCACAAACCCGCUUCCUGACGUAUCAGUUCACCAUGUUGACGUCCGCCAGACUCGCAGUUGUAGCCCUCUUCGCGACCACCGUUCUGGCUGGGAAGCGCGGCCUAUGCUGGACUUACUUCGAUGGAUCGCUUGAUCCUGGUGUUUUUAACAACGGAGAUGGAGAAGUUGUCGCAAUCUAUGAUUAUGAGACGUAUGCUCCGCCUUCCACCAAUGGAAACGGAGGCCUCGGAUUCAUCGGCAUGCAGCGCUGCCUCGACUGUUCAUCCAGUCCUAUCGCAGAUCUGGCGUCACGUCAGGCAUCACAAGGCUGGGCUACUGUGUUUACGUUGAACGAACCUGAUAUCAACAGCAUCACCCCAAGUCAGGCCGCUUCUUGGUACAUCCAAUACAUCAACCCAUUGGCCAUCAAGAAGGCUCUCCCUGCUGUUACCUCCAGCACAACGAGUGGACAGGGUCUUAGCUGGGUCUCUCAAAUGAUCAGCGCUUGCGCAGGACAGUGCUACUUCGACUAUAUCAACUUGCACUGGUAUGGACAGACCUUUGCAGCUUUCCAGAGCUACGUAGAAUCGGCCCACAGUCAAUUCCCGAACUACCAACUUGUCAUCACGGAGUUUGCUCUGCAGAACCCCGCAGGUGGUCAAGCAGAUCAGGUGACCUUCUUCCAACAGGCGUUCGCUUUCCUUGACGGGGCGUCAUACGUUGAGCUUUACUUCCCCUUCUUGGCAACUUCGCCAGCGCUCUUCCAAGCGAACAACCCGUCUGGUGCCUCUUAUGUCGGAACUGGGUCGUGCCUCUACAACAACGACGGAACUCCGUCUGCAGUUGGAAACCUCAUGUACUAGUUGUCUUAUCACCCCUUCUUGUACAUGCCUUGGUGUAAAGA
Molecule: messenger RNA, 904 nt
Organism: Suillus paluster
Lineage: Eukaryota; Fungi; Basidiomycota; Agaricomycetes; Boletales; Suillaceae
Exons: 10
Coding region: 54-863 (269 amino acids)
Biological process (GO): fungal-type cell wall polysaccharide metabolic process
Cellular component (GO): fungal-type cell wall
Source: RefSeq, a predicted model, not a curated record